This is a messenger RNA of Hydra vulgaris (swiftwater hydra), 1040 nucleotides long. RefSeq names its product homeobox protein ARX. The record is from RefSeq and is a predicted model, not a curated record. Lineage: Eukaryota; Metazoa; Cnidaria; Hydrozoa; Anthoathecata; Hydridae. Gene Ontology annotation, biological process: neuron differentiation; regulation of DNA-templated transcription. Gene Ontology annotation, molecular function: DNA binding; DNA-binding transcription factor activity, RNA polymerase II-specific.
CAAAGGCGACUUUUAGUAGCGGGGCUGUGAAACGUUUUAGAAAACGCUAUGCGAACCGAAUAAUCGAUUCUAAGUUUUAAAACGAAUAAAAUGUUGCAUCCGCUUCAGAAAUUGCUAAAGUUACGACUUGCAGUUGCUCAAGUCAGAAACUUUAUUUUGAUGAAGGACACAAUUUCUAUCUUAAAUAGAAUAUUCUUUCUUUGCUGAUUUCAAAAGCUCAUUUCUAUUUAACAUAAGAAUGAGAAAGAUGCCCAGACUUUCACCAGAUAACAAAGACUGCUCAGAUUCUGCAAACGAAGAAGAUAGUUUCAACCACAGAAGUUUUAAAGUAAAAAAUUUAACUGAAAGUGAAGAUGAAUCAGAUGGGUGUUUGAAACAAAAACGUCAUCGAACACGAUUUAAUCCAUCACAACUAAACGAACUUGAACGAUACUUUAACAAAACGCAUUACCCAGAUAUAUUUGUAAGAGAAGAACUAGCACUGCGGAUUGGUUUAACUGAAUCACGAGUACAAGUUUGGUUUCAAAACAGAAGAGCAAAAUGGAAAAAACGCAAGAAAUCUUUUGGCUCUGUGCAAAACUGUGAACUAUUUCAGCCUUAUUAUGCUCGUUCAACAACGCCGUAUAAUAUACCCACUUUGGAACAAGUUUGGUCUCCAGAUCUCGAAGAAGUUCAAAUAAAUCAAUCAAAUUAUUCGGACACUCAAUGCUACAUAAAUAAAAAUAACUCACUGUCAAAUACAGUUUUAAAUGAACUUUAUCAUGAGACUAGAUAUGCAGGAAGACAUGAUCUCGGCGACUGGUCACAGUUACGUAAUACAUUUAACGACGCUGUACCAGAAAAUAAUUAUAUAUUUAGAUAAACUUUCUAUUUUUCUUAAAUUAUUAAUAAUUAUACUUUUCUAUGAUCAACUAUUAUUAUUAUUAUUAUUAUUAUUAUUAUUAUUAUUAUUAUUAUUAUUUUGAUAUUUAAACAAGUGUAAAUAAAUUCAACUUUUGUUACAUAGUAUUUAUAAUACAUGUUUAAUGUUUUAUUAUUCC